This is a messenger RNA of Penicillium canariense, 831 nucleotides long. RefSeq names its product Mpv17/PMP22 family protein. The coding region runs from base 1 to 831 and encodes 276 amino acids. The record is from RefSeq and is a predicted model, not a curated record. The transcript is spliced from 5 exons. Lineage: Eukaryota; Fungi; Ascomycota; Eurotiomycetes; Eurotiales; Aspergillaceae. Gene Ontology annotation, cellular component: membrane; cytoplasm.
AUGAUUACCUCCAUGAAGCGGAACGUCCUCGAUGGACUGAACAAGAGAUACAUUUACGGUCGCGUGCCACUCCUACACACGAUCAUCUUCCUCAUAGAAAUGGCUGUAGCCACGCGGAUUGCUAGCAAAUUCAAUACCUACUAUGCCGAAAGGCCAGGUAAGGCGCCAACCGCGACGUCCCGCGAGGAGGUGUCACCAGUUACUAACCAGCGUAUAACGAUAGUGCUCACAACGAUGGUCACCAAUGCUGUGCUUGGUGGCGUCGCCGAUACCGUUGCGCAGGCGAUUACGGCCUUCCGGGCUCGAAAUGACCAACGAUCCCAUGAGAACGACGACUUUAUCUCGAUAGAAAUCCACGACUUGGAUAAGGAAAGGCCUCCUACGGUCGGAGAGUUGGGGUUUGCGGCGCAUUCGCCGCCGCCGUUCGAUUUCGAGCGUCUCACGAGGUUCAUGGCAUACGGUUUCUUUAUGGCGCCGGUGCAAUUCCAGUGGUUCGGUUUCUUGUCUAGGGCGUUCCCUCUCACUAAGGCAAACCCGAGUCUCCCGGUGUUCAAGCGUGUUGCCUUUGAUCAGCUUAUCUUUGCGCCUUUCGGUCUGGCCUGUUUCUUCACUUUCAUGACGAUUGCGGAGGGAGGAGGCAAGAGAGCAUUGACGCACAAGUUCCAGGAUGUGUACUUGCCGACGCUGAAGGCCAAUUUUGUCCUGUGGCCGGCAGUACAGGUCCUCAACUUCAGGGUCAUUCCCAUCCAGUUUCAGAUUCCUUUUGUUUCAUCCGUUGGUAUUGCGUGGACCGCAUACCUCUCGCUCACCAAUUCCAGCGAGAAGUCUUGA